UCGCCACUAUUUUUCUUUGUUUAUCACUUAUUUGAAAAUUCUUAUCGUGAUUUGCUGCUCGAAAUUUGAAUAGUUUAUAAAUAUUUCUUAUAAGUAAUCGAUUUAUGUUUUGGAUUUAUCAUUUGCACAAACGACAAUAAUUAUUAAUAUAGCGAUAUUAGAACUCAUUAAAAUUCACAAAUAUUUUUAUUUUAUUAAAGUAAUAUAUAUUAACUAUUAAUCGCUUUAACUAAUAAUUAUGAGCGGAACAAGAGUUCGUACACUGCGAUCAUUUGAUGGUAGGCCACAUACGUGCAAAACUUGUGGUCAGUCAUUUGUGCAAUUAGCUGAUCUUUCCAAGCAUAUAUUGUCUCAUAAAAGAACAGGCAGUUUAAAGUGUAAUGUUUGCGAUAAGAAUUUUCUAACUGCUAGUAAUUUACGUAAUCAUAUUCUUACAUCUAAGCAUGAUGCAAGUUCUACCCAUAACAUUUGCUCAUUGUGCGGUAGAGCGUUUUGUUCUAAAGCACUGUUGCAAAAACAUGAAUGUGUAAAAUCUGGUGAAAGACCAUUCAAGUGCAUUUUUUGUGAAAAAUCAUUUGCUGUGAAGGGGAGUUUGCAACGACAUUAUAUGACACAUUCUGGAGAAAAACCUUAUGAAUGUAAAAUUUGUCAUAAAGGAUAUCUUGAUAAAAGUAAACUUACCAAGCAUAUGUCUAAUCAUACACCUGAUAAACCAUUUGGGUGUGAUAUUUGUGGUAAGACUUUUCCUGAUCAAGAAUAUUACCAGAAACAUCGAUCUCUUCAUGAAGAAAAGAAACGACAAGAGUGUGAUAUUUGCGGUAAAGUGUUUCAAGAAAGAAUUUUUUUCCAGAUCCAUAGAUUAUCACACUUUGAGCAGAAACCAUUUAUUUGUGAUGUGUGUGGAGAUUUAUUUACUGAUAAAACAGCUUUUUUAAGACACCGUUCUGCUCAUAAAAUUCCUAAAGAAUUUGUACGAUUUAAAAAUAUGCGGGAUCAACUAAAGCAAAAACUUGGUGAGACUGGUUAAUUAGUAAAGUGCAUGGUGUUUAUUGUUUAUCUUGGGAAGUACUGUAUUGUAUCAGUACCUGUGCCAAAAUAAAUGCAAAAUUUUGGCUAAUUUUUGGGCAAUUGCAGGCAAGAAACUAUACCAAAAGUCACAGAAAAAGGUAAACUCAAGAGAUAUAAAUUAUAAUUAUCCCAAGCAAGCUAUAAUAUUUUUCUUUAAUUUAUUCCAAGUAAACCAAUCAUGUAAUUUUAGUUUAUAUGAACAGGUACCAAUAUCGGAAUAUCCCCUUAAACUUUGUAUGCAUUAGUAUUUUAUUUUAAUUAUUUUAGCUAUAGCUUAAAUAUUAUUUCUUUACUUAUUCUUUAUUAUUGUUUGCUUUAUUUUCUGUGAAAUUUUAGCUAUUUAUGUCAGUAAUGGCAAAGCUAUGGUCAUUGUUUUUAAGUUUGCCAUAUUUAAAGUUAUAUUUUGUUAUAUUAUAAUAAGCUAUAAACAAUAGAAAAAGCAUACAAUGUAGAACUUAAUGCUUUGUUGAAACUUUAAAAAAAAAUUUUAAUGCAAUUCCUUUUUUUUUUUGUGCAAACCUGGUACAAUUAUUGCAUUUGGUUCUAAUUUACUAGUAUUUUCAUUUUUAGCAAGUAUCAGUUAAUGUUAAAAAAAGUUCUCAGACAAUUAGAUAGAUUAAUUCACAAAAUUUGAUAGAUCAUAAUAUUUUUAGGAAAAUUUUAUCUUUGUUUUCUUUAAUAAAAUUUUAAAAUGUCAGAAAUCUAUUCAUGGUUGUUUAAAGAAUUUUAAGUGGUUUUAAAUGAUUAUCCACUUCUCCUGUCUAAGAGUCACUUUAGAUAUAGCCAGUACCUAUAGUUUAAAGCUUCAAGAUAAUGAGUAUUUUCUUAUUACAAUCUUAUCUUAUUAUUAGAAUUUAUAGUAAUGAAUACACUGAAUGAACUAGUUUUUUCCCGAAGUAAAAGUUUGUAUGAUGUUUUAAAAAUAUUUCUCAUGUUUGCAAAAAGAUUUUUAAAGUUGCAUAAGAAGAAAAUUCAUUAGUUCACUUUUUUUUAUUUAUUUAAAGUGAAUCUAAAAUUCUUGGCAAAGUUUCUGUUAUUUUUUUAUUUAACUUAUUCAAAAUUAAUUCAACAAGUUGAAUACAAGAUACAAGUUGAAAUUUUAUUUUAAAAUUCAUUUCUCUUGUUAAAGAAAUGAAUAUUUGAAGAAAAAAUUAUUUUAAAUGCUUGUGAAUAUGCAUCUAUAUUGUUCAUAUACUCAUCUUUCUACCAUAAUAUUAAGCUUACACACGAAUUGUGUUCUCUAGCAUUUUAAGGUUUUUUGCUUUAAUUGGAAAAGAUUUUGUGAAUGCUAAUUUAGAGUUUAUGCUGGAUAUAUAAUAUUUUAUGACUUAUUUCAUUAAAAUAAUAUAUAUGUUGAUAAGAAAUGUAUAAUGUCAAUAUUUUUUUAGGAUUAUUUACAUCAAAAUAAUUAUUUUUAAACUAUUACUAAGUUUUAAAAGAUUGUAUUUAUAUGUAUCCAAGAUAAUUAGUAUUUUCUUAUUACUAUCUUAUCUUAUUACUAGAAUUUAUAGUAAUGAAUACACUGAAUGAACUAGUUUUUUUCCCUCUACAGAGUUACAAAGUAAAAGUUUGAAUAAUGAUUGAAAAAUAUUUCUCAUGUUUGCAAAAAGAUUUUCAAGGUUGUAUGAAAAAAAAUUCUUUAGUUCACUUUUUUUAUUUAUUUAAAGUGAAUCUAAAAUUCUAGGCAAAGUUUCUAUUACUUUUUUAUUUAACUUAUUUAAGAUUAAUAAAGUUGAAAUUUUAUUUUAAAAUUCAUUUCUCUUGUUGAAGGAAUGAAUAUUUGAAGAGAAAAUUAUUUUAAAUGCUUGUGAGGAUGCAUCUAUAUUGUUUAUAUACUUCUCUUUCUACCAUAAUAUUAAGGUUAAACAUGAAUUGUGUUCUCAAGCAUUUGAAGGUUUUUUUCUUUAAUUGAAAAAGAUUUUGUGAAUGUUAAUUUAGAGUUUAUAAUAUAAAUUCAGGAUAUAUAAUAUUUUAUGACUUAUUUCAUUAAAAUAAUAUAUAUGUUGAUAAAAAAUGUAUAAUGUCAAUAUUUUUUUAUGAUCAUUUACAUCAAAUUAAUUGUUUUUAAACUAUUACUAAGUUUUAAAAGAUUUUAUGUAUUUGUAUCUAGUUUUUAGAAUAUUUCAAGAAUCAUGUUUAAGAAAUUACACUUAUUGUUAAUUAUUGUGGUAUUUUCAUAAUAUAAGAGAAACCAGGGUUAGUUAGUCCACUUUUCAUUUUUUAUUUCAUUUUUUAUUUCAUUAAAAAAUUAUCUGUACAGUUUGAUUUUGUUCUACAAGUCAAUUGCUUUUUUCUCGGCAUUCAUUAUUUUUUUAAAAAAAUGUUCUGUUGAAAACUUUUUUGUAUUAAUUGUUUUUAAAAACUUUGAAUUGUGGAUCAACAUACCUUAGGGACGGGGUGCCACGUUCUACUUCAUGGGCAUGUUGGACCAUGUGACAAAAACAUCUUUAGAGACAAUAUUGAAGGAUACAUGUUUUACAAUACAAUAAUUGUAUUUUCAUUUAAAUAAUUUAAAAUGAAAAUUGCAUUUCUGAAGAUUAAUAAAGUGAGUCUUCAAAGAUUCAAUAAAAGAUUGCCAUCCUUACUGCACACAAUCAUUUAUUGAAUUUUAUUAAAAAUAGGUUUUUUCACUAUUAGUAAUUGAUUUUGCAUAAUGAAACAUGAUAUCUUCAUUUAAAAAAAUUUUUGCAAAUUAAAGUGACCAAAAGCCAUAUUAAGCAAUAAUUGUGCAAUGAAAAGCCUGAUAUUUCUUGAAUGAGGUUCAGGUAAAAUAAAAAUUAUAACAUCUUCAUGCACUAUUAUUAUCAAUGAUUUUUGGAGAUAAAUUAUUUUUUUUUUUUUAUCGCCAUUGCCUCGUACAAAUUUAAUUCAUUCCCGAAUACUAAGAACAUAGAAACUGAACUAAAAACUUUUAACUUAUUCAUAAUUCCUUAAAAAUCAAAAUAAAUAUAUAUAUAUUAGUUUUUACUUUGCAGUGCUAAAAUGCAACUUGUUGAAAUAAAAAAUGCAUACAUUAACUGGACAGCAUGAUCCUUUCAUAGGAUUUGUAAUACUAAAUGUGCACAUAUAAUGGGAAAAACAACCUAAAAUGUUCAAUUGCAUUAAAAUAAUUGUACCUGGUCCUAUGUGCCCCUAGGUCCAACCUACCUUGUCUCCCUUUACCAUGCUCUAUCAUUUUUAAGAAGUCAACUUUUAACAUAAUAUAUACAAUGAAUUUAUUGCGUAUAAAUUGAUGAAUUAAGAAUUUAUGCUUUUAACCAUUUAAUUUUAUUUCUAUCUGUUGCUAUUUGUUUACAAAUUAUGUAUAUAUUUUUUAAAGAUCAGCAUUUUAAAUAAUUGUUGUUUUGUAUGUCGGCUUUUAUGUGGCCUUCGUGUAUUUUUGUUUUAAUGAAUGUCCUAAAACAUAAUACAUUUUUAAAUCUUAACCUAAUCUACCAAAUCCUAAAAUGAAUUCUUAUGAAGUACGUGUUUUAGUAUUAUCUACGAAAGUUAGAUUUUUAUAUUUCAAAGUUAGCUUUUACAGUGUUUUUAGAAUAAACAUAUUUUAACUAUUUGAUUUAUUUAGAAGAAAAAAAUUUAUAUUUAUAUUUAACUGAUAUUUUGUUAUCACAAAUUUAAUAAAAUAUUGUUAUUUUUCAAAGAUCAGCUUUUUACAAAAGCAUUUUUUAUGUACCAUAAUCAACCAACCUGUGAUCGCUACAACCUGAUCUUUGAUUUUACUCAUGCUUGAUGGCCUUUUAAUGCCUAUUCAAAGUAUAAGUUGUUUUACUUACACAAUUGUGAUUGUGUAUUCUUUCAUAUUAACUUUUUUUUUCUCUUUUAAUCCAUAAUCUCAUACUCUAAUUGUUUUUAUGAAAGAUUUCUACUAAAAUUGAAGGAAUAAAUAUGUUUAAAAUCAACUCAUUUUAAGUUUUUAAAUAUAUGUCCAUUUGUAAAUUAAUUUGAAAAUUUCUAUCCCGAUUCUAAAAUGUAAUUAAGAGUUUCUUUAACGUGUACUGCAUUUUUAUGCCUAAGCACCUUUUACGCUUGUGCUUGGUCUGCUUCAAUUUCGUUAAAAUAGGGGUUUGGUUAGAUGAGAAAAAUAUCAUGCAUUGUUUAUUUUUUUCUUCGUAGUUGAUAAUGUGCCUUAAAACCUCAGAAAGUGCACAAAUAAGCCUAUCACCCUUUCUCCAGGUAAAAUUAACACUCCAACGUUUUUUUUUCCCUCUCUCUAUUCCGAAUAGCAGGGAUGAAUAAAGGCAGCUGCUUAAAGGGAAAGGGACUAAUCUACUUGGGUUGUCAAGUUUCAUAUAUAUAUAUUUUAUUAAAUUUUAAAAUCAAAGAAUAAACAUCAGUUUGAAAAAAAGUAUAGAAUUUCCUACAAUUACGUUGAUAUUGAUGUAAUUAACAAAAUUUUAGUCUAUGAAAUUAAAAUCUAAAUGCCAUUUUUUUUUUAAAGUUUUACUACGAAAUAAUUGGUUACUAAGAAAAGACAACGCGAGUAUUAAAUUACUGAAAUUUAAAUCAUAUAAUUGGUUAAUGAAGUAGCAAAUUAUAUGAAUUUAUAAAAGUUGUAGAUCAAAUCUUUUAUCUUUUCUAUAACUAAUCACAUAUUAGAAAUUCCAAAAAAAAAGAUAGACAUUUAUAAAUAUCUGGGCAACUGAAAAACAAAUGUAAUUUCAUCCUUUAAAAAUAGAGUUUAAAUUGGAAUUUACAAGCAGUAUCAAUGAAACAUUUCUAGAAAAUCUCAUUUUUGUUUGAAAUUUAACAGUUAAUGAAAAACAGUUAAUAAAAUAUUUUUUAAAACUUUCUUUUUAAAGUUGCUGCCCAUUGGUUGUAUUGCUGGAUUUCUGUAUCUUAAUUUCCACUUAUUCUCAGAAACUGCUUUUUUACUUACUAAAAGUUUUUUUUAUUUAUGUAUUUAAUGAAAAUAAAUUAUUAAAUUAAAUAAGGCAUUUUCAUGAAAAGCAUUUCAGUAGAAUUCAGUUUGUGAAACUUAAAGUUUCCAGAAACAAAAGUGACUGAUAUUUAAAACAAAAAUUUUCUUUUGAGCAUAUGAGGUGUAAAAAUUGUUCAAGAAGUGAAAUGCUGAAGGAACUCUAGUCAGAACUUCAAAAGAGAAAAAAAACAGGUAGCCACCUGUGAGCAUGAAUCUUGCAAUAUCAAAAAAAAAAAAAAACACUCUUCAGUAUUUGCAUUGUACUAUAAAAGUACAAUAUAAUACAAUGCAGCUAUUGAGUAUUUUCCCUCUUUGAAUCAAGUUUAUUUUUCUGAAGAAUGAGAUUACGAAACAAAGAUUUUUUUACUAAAGUUCUUAUUCUAACAAUGAUAUUUUUAAGAAAAGAAAAUACUUUCAAGAAAGUUUCUGAGAAAAAAAUAAAAUCAAAAUGAGUUUAUAAUGUUCCCAGUUUUCAUAACCUGUUCUUAUUAAAUAAAAGAAAAAUGAUUUUUUUUUUGGAAUUUCUCUUCGUCAUUGUGGAUCUUACUCUGACAUUUAGCUUUUCAAUGUUUAGUUCCUACUGUUCUACAUUUUUAAGCAGUCUCCCAGUAAUAUGGCACAACUAGUCAAUGUGCUGUAGGGCUACUAAUGAAUUCUUUCUUUUUUAAAUAUUUGGGUAUACUUGAGCAUUUACGCAAUAACUCUUUUUUUUCUCUACAGUACUUUUUAGAAAAUGAUUGCCCCACACGUAAAAAAUUUAACGACUUGCAUAUAAAAAAAUUUUUAUUUUGCCUAUUAACUAGAAUGACUUGAAUAAGAAGUUAAAUUAUUUCCUGUUAGCUUUAUUUUUUCUUUGGAAAUUUUUUUUAAUAAAUAAAACUUAUAUUUAUGCUAAGUCAUUUGAUCUAAUCAAAUAUAAAUGGCACAUGAAGUUUAUUCCUUUGUAUCCAAAGAAAAAUAAAAUUUUAUAAAUAUAGUGCCAUUUUUCUGUGAUAAACCACUUAAGCAGUUUUUUUUUUAAUUUUUUUUUUUAUGCUAUCUAUCUAUUUUAAUUAUUUAGAAAAUAUUUGCUUUCAAUAUGAGAACUGUACUUUUAUUAUCAUUCAAUUAUAUUUCCAGGAUUAUCAUUAAAUGAAUUUUGAAUUUUUGAAAAGCAUAUUUUGGUCUAAAUAUCUCUAUUGCUGAUUUAUUUGUUGUAUGAAUGGAAUAAAUAAAGCUUAUUCAUUUGUUUAAAAGUAAAAUAUUUUUAAUAAUAAUUUUUUAUUCAAGAAAUGUAUUUUAAUAUUUUUUUUACAAAUAUUUUGAUUGUUUAUUUAUCAGUUAUAUGAACUCUGAGUAAUGAUAAAAAAUAACAAUUAUUUCAUUAACAGUAUAAGAUAUUUAUUGUAUAUAUUUUAGAUAUUCAGCAAUGGUCUAGUAUGAGUUCCUAUAUGUGUUAUAAAAAUUUAAUAAUAAAGAUUCAAUUAUUGGUAGAAAUUAGUGUAUUUUUCUAAACUCUUAUUGAGUAAACCUUUUAGGUGUUCUUUCUACAUCAAUUUUGUCCAGCUGUUUCAUAUUCUAAUGUUAUAUUAUUGUAUUAAAAAUUCAUAUUUCUACAAGAAGAGAAAUGUUAAUCUAUUUUCAAUAUGGAAAAUGUUUUUUGUGAAACGAUUUGCACAGAAGGUGUAUUUUACUACAAUGUACACUGUAUUUUUAAUGGAAGUCUUAUUUGUAUCAGAAUGUUGAUUACCUGUAUAAAGAUUUCUAUUUUUCUAGCA
Molecule: messenger RNA, 7743 nt
Organism: Parasteatoda tepidariorum (common house spider)
Lineage: Eukaryota; Metazoa; Arthropoda; Arachnida; Araneae; Theridiidae
Source: RefSeq, a predicted model, not a curated record